Molecule: messenger RNA, 1764 nt
Organism: Seminavis robusta
Lineage: Eukaryota; Bacillariophyta; Bacillariophyceae; Naviculales; Naviculaceae
Source: the annotation of a GenBank genome assembly
AUGAGCGCUUCUGUGGUGACUGUGGACAGCGAUGACACACCGGAUGUUGUGAUCUUCUUCAUCAAGCUGGGCCUUGAAAUGCCGAAGGUUCGCAUUGAUCAAUUGGCCAAAACGGCCGUGGAAAAGGGCGCCAUGGUGGUUCGAGAUUUUGAGGCGCCGCCAUCACAGGAGGAGUUGCAGAAGAAUCGAAAGACCCGAAAGCGGCACCGACAGUUGGAAGGGCUCCCUCGUCCCACGCAUCUUGUCGUGGACGACGCCGUAAAGGCAGAUAGAGUAGCCAAGCUGUUGAAAUUCAAAUCUGUAGAAGCAUUUGAGCAGUAUCUUCGAGCGCACGGUAUGCAAUGUGCGCUGCCAAUUUGGAUUAUUCAGACCACGGGGAUGCUCCGGGCUCAGCUAGGUCGAGAUCAGCGGUGGUGGAAGGUGGAUCUUUUUGGUUCCAACAAGGCAUCUUCAAAGGCCACUGCCAAAAAGCCCCAGUCUUUGGAGGAAGCGGGCAAUCCUGGGAGUGACAAUGAAGAGGAAGAGAGAGGCAAGAACCGCCGCUUUCCACAGAAUAUGAUGAUUGCCGACCAAUUGCGCAUCAUGGCGAAACUGCACCAAAAGGCGCCAAUCGACCGGCUGCGUGACCCGUGGAAGUCUUAUUCCUUGGACAAAACGGCGGGACGGAUCCAGAAUUUGGAUUUUGAAGUCAAUACUGAUACCUUGAAGCUUGUGGAGAAAAUCAACGGCAUCGGCAAAUCCACGCUGGGAAAAAUCGAGGAGAUCUUGUCGACUGGAACUCUGGAGCGCAUCACUGUGUUUCAGACGCUGGACAAAGAUCGUGUGGCCAUGAGAGAAAUGAUGGCAAUAUGGGGUGCUGGGAGCAAGAAGGCAACAGAUCUGGUCAAGCAGGGAUACAGAACCAUUGAGGAUGUCCGUCGGGGGCUUGAGAACCAAGAACUUAAGCUCGAGAGAAACCAAAAGAUUGGAGUCCAGUGUUUCGAGGAUUUUCGUGAGCAAAUGACUAGAAACGAAGCGGAAGCCAUUGGGAACAUCAUUGAGCAGGCAAUUCGACGUCGGUUUGGGCGGUCUGAAGACAAGCUUGAGAUUACCAUCAUGGGGAGUUACCGUCGAGGCAAGAAGGAAUGCGGAGAUGUUGAUUUGAUCAUCACGCACAAGGAUUACGUCAAAACAGUUCCUCCUCUGGUCUUGGGUGAGGUGGUCGAAGUACUAUUGGAUGAGGGGCACAUGGCCUUUCAUUUGACCUUUAUUGCCGGGAUGAAAGUACGCCGGAAGGGCGACACAAAGGAAGGGGGUUACAACUACAGCGACGACAACCCACCCAAACCGAAACCCGGUAAAGAAUCAGGGUCGUCAUACAUGGGUGUCUUCCAUUCCCCCACUGUGCCCGGAAAACGGCGACGAGUCGACAUCAAGUUCUACCCGCACCGUGAACGAGCCUUUGCCUGGAUUCAUUUCACGGGUUGUGGCUUCUUCAACCGAUCAAUCCGCCUGUAUGCUGAUGUGAAGCACAACCUGCAGUUGAGUGAUCAUGGGAUCUUCAAGAGGGGGGUCGGCGGUGAAAAGGGGAAAAGACUACUUGAAGAUGCCAGCACAGAGAAGGACGUCUUUGACUUUCUCGGAUUGGAGUACAAGGACCCCCAUGAACGUGAUUGCCAUGAUGCAGUCGUGUAUGACGAUGGAUUAGAUGAAGCAACGGGACAGAAGCUUAUCAAUAGGGACUUUGAAAAGUUCGCAAGAGGAGACUGCAAAUGGAUCGAAUAG